Synchiropus splendidus (mandarinfish) is the source of this 1482-nucleotide messenger RNA. It is a transcript of the gene map1lc3a, whose product is annotated as microtubule-associated protein 1 light chain 3 alpha. NCBI's taxonomy places the organism in Eukaryota, Metazoa, Chordata, Actinopteri, Syngnathiformes, Callionymidae. Bases 136 to 501 code for a protein of 121 amino acids. The transcript is spliced from 4 exons. Gene Ontology annotation, molecular function: ubiquitin protein ligase binding. Gene Ontology annotation, cellular component: autophagosome; autophagosome membrane; cytosol. Gene Ontology annotation, biological process: autophagosome assembly; autophagy of mitochondrion; macroautophagy. The record is from RefSeq and is a predicted model, not a curated record.
CCCUCCUCCCGAUGACGUCACCGCCUGAGUGGCUUUGUUUGUCUGCUUUGGUUCGAACCAGCAGACUUCCAGAGACGUCCACCGCAGCAGUUCACCUAGACCCGGUUCGUGUUCCGAUUCGACUCCUCGACAGUGAUGCCGGCAGACAGACCUUUUAAACAGCGGCGGACCUUCGCCGACCGAUGCAAAGAAGUCCAGCAGAUCCGAGAACAGCAUCCGAACAAGAUCCCUGUGAUAAUCGAGAGGUACAAGGGCGAGAAGCAGCUGCCAGUCCUGGACAAAACCAAGUUCCUGGUUCCAGAUCACGUCAACAUGAGCGAGCUGGUCAAGAUCAUCCGGCGCCGGCUGCAGCUGAACCCGACCCAGGCCUUCUUCCUGCUGGUCAACCAGCACAGCAUGGUGUCCGUGUCCUCCUCCAUCUCUGAGAUCUAUGAGCAGGAGCGUGACGAGGACGGCUUCCUCUACAUGGUCUACGCCUCUCAGGAGACCUUCGGCUGCUAGGGGGCACCUGAGAACAGGAAGGGAGCUACAGAACUCCAGGCAUCAUCCCACAGUGAGAUCUGGGUCGUGGCGGCGGGAUGCGUCGCUAAUCUCCUAAAACGUUUCUUCUUAAUUCCUCUCCAGACGAGCCCUUAUAUUUUUGGGGGGGGGGCUGGAGAGUCGGACGACUCACUUAGAAAACUAGUCGGCUCGUCCCCGCCACAUCUGUAAUUUAAGAACGUGUCUGCGUUUUGAUUUCUCAUGUUGUUACUCUUUCGAUCGCACACUUGUCAGCCUGAACUAGCGAGUCUGACAAUCUAACAGUCACUGACCCCUCGUACACUAGCUGCUCGUGCAAUAUUCCUUCGUCUACACUACAACCUACAAGCUCUCCUCUCUUGAACUCAACAUAGCUUUGACUCAACGUGACGCAGCUCAAAGGCUUCCCCCAGAAGGAAACUGAGCUUUAGUGACUGUGCUGCUGCGACUUGCAGUGCAGGUCAAGUCCUGCGAGCACAACAUAGCUGCGGAAGCUCCGCCCACAUCGACCCGUUAAAACAGUGGAGUUCCAAUUUCGGGUCAUGACAUCACAGCUCAUUUUAAACUGUAGACUGACCAAUAUGCACAACUCGCCAACGAAUAUUGGUAAAACACACCGAGGACUCGAGGUGGACACCCUGAGGCCAAAACCGUGUGGGCAGCCUGAAGGAUUGCCACCUAGUUCUCCCACAGGAAACUGCUCUGUGACUUCUUACAUAAUUGUUAUGUAAACUUUGCUAUCGCACUCGACCCAGAGGCUUAAGAUACAGAUUUCCAGGUGCUGUCAUGACCUGGAUUUUUAUUCUGAAACCCACACAAUCUGACCUGACUGUUUUAGACGUGAACUCACCAUUCUGCUGCUUUUGCACAAUAAAUCUGAAAGAGAAAUGAAGUUUGGAACUUCCGUUGUGAGUGAAUGAACUUGUUUCUGUUGUCAUUAUAAUAAAUGUAUGUCAACAUCCA